AUCAAGAUGUCUUCUCCAACCAAGGAUGAUCUUAAAACUAUCGCUGAUGAGCUUAAAAGCGAGAUUACCUCGGAACACCAUUUGAAACAUGCUGAAACCAAGGAGAAAAAUUCUCUUCCCUCAAAGGAGGCAAUUGAAACGGAGAAAGCUCAACAAGAAUUGCUCCAAGGAAUCGCCAAUUUUGAUGCUAAAGCUCAAUUAAAGCCAACCGAAACUCAGGAGAAAGUUGUUCUACCAACAAAAGAUGUCAUCGAAGAGGAGAAACAAGCAGCCAAGGAAUAAAAGAAGAGCUAAAAAACAAAUUAUGGGAAAUUUCUUGAAGCUUAUGGCCAUUUUUUUAUCCUGCUAAUAUCACUACUACUUCUACUUCCACUUAUCACUAUUAUUUCUAUUCCUUUUUAUUAUGCCAUCAAAAUCGCAAGACCAUUCAGCAACAACCAUGUGUGUGUGAUUACAUUAAAAAUGGUCGUUAAAACUCUCUAAA
Messenger RNA from Tetranychus urticae (two-spotted spider mite), 484 nucleotides. RefSeq names its product thymosin beta cib (gene cib). Lineage: Eukaryota; Metazoa; Arthropoda; Arachnida; Trombidiformes; Tetranychidae. Gene Ontology annotation, biological process: actin filament organization. The record is from RefSeq and is a predicted model, not a curated record. Gene Ontology annotation, molecular function: actin monomer binding. Gene Ontology annotation, cellular component: cytosol.